AUGUCUACUUGUAAACCAUCUUCUACACCGGUUGAUAUGAGUGCUACUUCUGGUUCUAUAUUUGAUGAUCCUACUCUCUAUCGGAGUCUUGCAGGGGCACUCCAAUACCUCACUUUUACUCGACCGGACAUUUCUUAUGUUGUACAACAGGGUACUUUGGAGUACGGCCUCCACUUGUAUCCGUCCUCUUUUUCCUCUCUAGUCUCUUAUACUGAUGCAGAUUGGGGUGGAUGUCCGGAUACCCGUCGUUCGACCUCGGGUUAUUGUGUAUUCUUAGGUGAUAAUUUGACAUCUUGGUCAUCCAAACGACAACCCUGUUAA
Molecule: messenger RNA, 321 nt
Organism: Chenopodium quinoa (quinoa)
Lineage: Eukaryota; Viridiplantae; Streptophyta; Magnoliopsida; Caryophyllales; Amaranthaceae
Exons: 2
Coding region: 1-321 (106 amino acids)
Source: RefSeq, a predicted model, not a curated record